Molecule: messenger RNA, 1665 nt
Organism: Trifolium pratense (red clover)
Lineage: Eukaryota; Viridiplantae; Streptophyta; Magnoliopsida; Fabales; Fabaceae
Product: F-box/FBD/LRR-repeat protein At4g26340-like
Exons: 5
Coding region: 115-1464 (449 amino acids)
Molecular function (GO): protein binding
Source: RefSeq, a predicted model, not a curated record
GGAAAGAAAAUUAAGAUGAAAAUAAAAAAGAAAAGUGAAAGAGAGUCAAAAUGUAGUACUGUACACAAAUCGGGGCGUUUAUUCUGAAACUAUGCAAUUCGCAGGAUUAUCGAAAUGGUAAUUAUCGAAACGAUAACGCAGGAUUUGUCCUCCAAACGAGGAAAACUAGACGAAGACAGAAUCAGCACUCUACCGGAAGAUGUCCGUAGCAAAAUUCUCUCAUUUCUCCCAACCAAAACCGCCGUUGCUACAAGUCUUCUGUCUCCCAAAUGGCGCUACUUUUGGCAGCAACAUCUCUCAGUUCUCGACUUCGACGAUGACUCAUUCGAACCAAAUGAAGAUCGAUUCGAACUCUUCAAAACCUUUGCGGUUUUCGUAAACAGUGUCUUCCUUCUUCGUAAACCCUGCCAUGUUCACAAAAUGACCCUCUCAUGUAUUCAGUCUCUCGUCGAUGACAAAUUCUGUUUCAAUUCUGUCAAUACGUGGGUCCGUUCCGUCAUUGGGCCCCACCUCAAUGAUCUCCAUCUCACUCUUUAUUCUGACGACGGUUAUUGCUUCGAGCCUCCCAUCAACCUCUCCUCCUGCAUUAACCUACUCUCCCUCAGUCUCGAGGGGGCGGUAUACUUCAACUUGCAACGCGCUAAGGGUAUUCGUUUACCAUCACUAAAGAAGCUGCAUUUGGACAUUGGUUAUGUGUUGGUAACUUCUGUGAGUGCCCUGCUAUCUGGCUGCCCUAUCCUCGAAACUUUGGAUCUUUACUUUGAAACUGAGGAAUAUGGCAUACUUUGUGUGCCACCUUCGUUGAAGAAGUUGAAAAUGAGGCUUGGCAAUGGCAACAGUGGUGCUUCCUUUGAAAUUGACGCUCCUGGUCUUAAGUACCUCGACAUUUCUGAAUUCACUUUUGGCAAUGUUGGCAACUUGCAACACGUGGUGGAAGCAUCUCUUAAUAUUCAUCCUCCCCCUGGUGCUUUUGCCUACACUUUAGUCAAGCUCCUCGACACUCUCUCUGGGGUAAAACAUCUAGUGUUGUGUCUUUCAACAACAAAGUGGUUACUGAGUGGCCCCACUGAUCUACGUUUUCCGGAAUUUCAACAUUUACUUCAUCUAGAGCUUAUUCUUCCUUGGUUUAACUCGAAUUGUCUCCUGAGCCUACUUCAGACAUGUCAUCUGCUUCAAGUCCUCAUAAUUGAAAAUCACAAGGAACAAUCACCCUUGCCAAGAUGGGCUGCACAUCCAAGUGUUCCUAGUUGUCUUGUAUCGCAUCUGACCUUUGUUCAACUUAAAGGGUAUAGGGGGUCUCGAGACGAGUUGUUAUUUGCAAAGUAUAUUUUGCAAAAGGGACUUAUUUUGAAGACAGUGAUUAUUGUUGAUAUUUCGGCGGACAUAAGGAAGAAGUUUGACAAUCUCAAACGAUUAUCUGAUGUGCCAAGGGCCUCUGGAAUGUGCCGACUUACAUAUGACUGAGUUGUAUCUUCCUAAGUUUACAUUUGCAAUGAAGUUGAUAGAAUCAUAUUUUGACAGAUGCUUGGCUUGACACUUCACAAAAAGCGGACUGUGUAUUUUCAAUUUCUUCAAACUCAGUAGUCAUUUGGCAACUAUGUAUUUGGUACUUUAUUAUCAGGACAUGGUACACAAGGCCUUGUUAUUGAACCUGUCUUUUUCUCA